GUCCAUGUACAGAUGUACUAGCCUAGUCAACUGAGAAAAUUAGCAUUUGUUUCCCGUCAAUCAUAACUGCCAGAUAUAAUCCACACCGCCGCUUAAAAAUCUCUUCUGAUUGUUAAUUUCUUUUUUUUUUUUUGAGACAAUUCUGAUUGUUAUUCUUAUUACCUUUCUUUCUCAAAGAAAAAAAGGAUCGGAAGAAUGCCAUCACCUUUGAUCUUGUUGCUUGCCUGCUAAAUACAUUUUUUCUCAAAUUUUCUACAAAAAUCCCACACUAGUCCUAAUUCAAAUGUUCAAUUGAUCAGUUAAAAUCCGAUAAUCCCGAUCCUUCUAUGUUCCUGUUUCAUGAAUUCUAGGAUUAUUGCAAGCUGUAGUAUUUAAUCCAUGCAAUUAAUAAUGAUGAAGCGUUGGCGAUGUUCCAAUGAUUGAAUUAUCUGAAAUUUCUCAUUACCAGCAGGCAUUCAUAGCCCAACUUUUGAUCAUCACAACAAAAGGUGAUAAUAUGGUUUCUCUAUAGAUGCUGUUUGCUGAUCUGGGACCCGGCCCGAAUUUGUGACCCUACAAAUGUCUAUUCAUGAAGACAACAAGAAGGAAACUAAAGAAGUUCCAGGUGCCUGUCUUUAUGACCUCCUUAAAAUGGAGACCUCUUCAAAGUGGGGUCACUACUCAAAAAAAUGGAAGAAUUCUGCUCUAGGUGCACGAGCGAGGCUGGAGAGUCUAUUAUCUGAAGCUGGCAAUAGAACUUGUGCAGAUUGUGGAUCACCGGAUCCAAAAUGGGUGUACUUCUCAGAAUUAAUACUCAUCUUAGUUCAUCUAUUUAUCUAUGGAUCCUGCUGGAUUUCAUCUCUUACCACUGGAGCUUUUAUUUGUAUCAAAUGUUCGGGAGUUCAUAGAAGCCUUGGGGUGCAUAUAUCACAGGUAUUCUCUGUGAAACUUGAUGAGUGGACACACGAGCAAGUCGAUACUAUAACUGAAAUGGGUGGAAAUAGUGUUGUGAACUUGAAAUUUGAAGCUCAAAUUCCUGACAACUAUAAAAAACCGAAUCCCGACUCUACUGCACAGGAGCGGACUGAUUUUAUAAGGAGAAAAUACGAGCUUCAACAGUUCUUGAACAGUGGUUUACCACCACCUUGUCCAUUUCCAUCUUCAUCAACUUCCUAUCAGAAUUCUGCAUUGCCCACUGAUAAGAAGCACCAACAUGAGAAACGCACAUCGGGUAACCGCAACAACCGGAAAAGAUCAGAAAAGACUUCGAAGAUAACUAACUCAACGGCAGGUAUGGUCGAAUUUGUAGGCCUGAUUAAGGUCAAUAUAAUACGAGGCACCAACCUAGUUGUCCGAGAUAUGGUGAGUAGUGACCCCUAUGUUGUCCUCUCACUUGGAAAUCAGUCAAUGAAGACACGGGUUAUAAAGAAUAACAUCAACCCGAUUUGGAAUGAGUGCCUAAUGUUGUCGAUUCCAGAAGAUAUACCUCCUUUGAAGUUGCAUGUUUAUGACAAGGAUACAUUCUCAACGGAUGAUUUUAUGGGGGAUGCGGAGAUUGAUAUUGAACCACUGCUCUCCGCUGCUAGGGCUACGGAGUCAUCCUCAACCGGUGAUGGUGGUGCCGUCACAUUUCAACCUGGUAGGGUCAAACAAGUCGUUUGCAUCUGCUUGCAGAAUGUUGAACGAGGCGCGCUGGAGAUCGAGCUCGAGUGUAUGCCUCUCACGCAAUAGCAAAGUCGAAAAGGGAUCUUUUACGCCAUAAUGCUUCAUCAGAUAAGCUCGUCACCAACACUUUCUUUUGAUUUCCAAUGUUGCUGAUGCGGCUCAGCAUUAUAAGGAGAGUGUUUCAUUAAUCUAAUCAUUCUUCUUCGCUAUGGUGCCUACAUUUUUGUAACUCUUGUUUUAUUGUACAUUAAAUGAUAAAUCAAUGUAAAAAAUACUGAACAUUAUAUUCUUUUCUUUUUUUGUGAAACAAAAGAUGCUUUAUUUAAGAAA
Salvia miltiorrhiza (redroot sage) is the source of this 1974-nucleotide messenger RNA. Its product is annotated as probable ADP-ribosylation factor GTPase-activating protein AGD11. The transcript is spliced from 10 exons. The coding region runs from base 559 to 1710 and encodes 383 amino acids. Gene Ontology annotation, molecular function: GTPase activator activity; phospholipid binding. NCBI's taxonomy places the organism in Eukaryota, Viridiplantae, Streptophyta, Magnoliopsida, Lamiales, Lamiaceae. The record is from RefSeq and is a predicted model, not a curated record.